Miscanthus lutarioriparius is the source of this 954-nucleotide messenger RNA. The record is from the annotation of a GenBank genome assembly. Lineage: Eukaryota; Viridiplantae; Streptophyta; Magnoliopsida; Poales; Poaceae.
AUGGGGAGGACGAAGCUGGGCCUGGACAAGGUCCUCGACUGCUUCUCGCUCUCCGCCCUGUGCUCCAAUGCCUGCGCCUGCAUACAUUCCGUGGAGGAAGAAGACGAGGACGAGGCCAACGAGCGGAAGGCCCUGGUGAGCAGCCAGCUGGAAGAGCUGGUGAAGCUCAGGGACUUCGUCGAUGGAGCUGCCAAGACUCUUGCUUUCCAUCUCGAGCCAAAGACCGUGGAGCUCAAGGUGUCCAUGCACUGCUAUGGAUGCGCCAAGAAAGUCCAGAAGCACAUCUCCAAGAUGGACGGUGUUACGUCGUUCGAGGUAGAUUUGGAGAAAAAGAAGGUGGUGGUGAUUGGGGACAUCACGCCGUAUGAGGUGCUGGAGAGCAUCUCCAAGGUGAAGUUCGCAGAGCUGUGGGUGGCCCCCAACUCCAAGCAGCAAGCUGCGGAAAGGCUGGAUACAAAUACCAGUUAUUUGCUGAAAAUCAAAUUGCUUGGCAAUCGCAAAAAGGCUAGAAAGGAUGUCAAAUGUUUUAGUUUUGAUAUGGUUGUCGAUUCGGACUUGUCAAAUUAUAUGGAUUUCAUUGAGUCAAUUGUAGACAAGUAUCCACCAGGUUAUUUGGAAGUUGCUCAUAUUCAGUACUAUGAUCAUGUUCUGAAAACUUUUCCGAAAGUAAAUUCAGACCAAGAUUUGAUGUACAUGUUUGAUAUGCACAAUAAGGAGAAGGUCCAAGGCGAUGAUGAUUAUCUAAGAAAUCCAAAUCCAAUGAAUGAACAUGUCAGUGUUGAUGAGGAGACAAUUUACAUGCAAAAUGAACCUAUCAAUGCUCUAAGUGUGGUUGGGUGUUCUGAUAGAGGGAAGGAAAAGGUUGUGGCUAAGGAUGAAGAUGAUUUCGAGGAUGACUCGGAAUCUGACUUACAGUGUGACAUUGAUUUGGAGGAUGACUCGAGGUUGAAGUAG